UGCCAGGACAUUCCCAGAAACAUCUCAAUUAUUUACAAUUUUCUUUUUAUAAUAUCGAAACGGUUAUUUUAAUUUUUAAAACCUUUUUGCCUCCACCAUAUAUAACGAGACGUGUCUUCCGAACUAGCGUAGGUAGAAGUAGUUCCAGCUUAGUCCUUUUCAGAAAAUUAGAGCCGUAGAUUCACAGGAAUUUGGGUAUCUAAACCAAAUCAUUGGAUUUCCUCAUCAGGAUUUGGUAUCAGAGUGAAUUCAAACCAGGCUUAAAAUUUGAGUGCUUUUCAAGUUUGUGAAAAAUAUAUCAUAAGAAUGGCAGUAGGACAAAUUCAGCAUGAAGAAUCUGUAACAACUGGUUUAAAGUUUGUCCCCGGCUCAUGCAUUUUAGGAAGAAAAAGGGUUGUGAUUUCAGAUAGUUUGGAUUCAUCCAAUUCAUCUUCUCCAUUAAGCGGGCCACUGCAAAAGAGGCGUGGUGCAAGAUCGUUUGUGGAGAGAUCGAAUUGCCUCGAGUCACUACCCCAAGAUGUUUUGGUUAGGAUACUAUGUAAGGUGAAUCAUAGCGACUUGAAACAGCUUAUUUUGGUGUCCAAGAUUGUCCAUGGAGCAACUUUGAUUGCUAAGGAGAUGCAUUUUGCUUUUAGCACUCCAUCCUCAAAGCCCACCUUCAGGAGAGAAGGAAAUAUGGGAGAUAUUGAUUUAGAAGUCAGUGAAGAGGCACCAAAUGCACCAAAGCAACGAAGGGUUGCGAAAUCACGGCUAGGUGGAAAAACACUAUCCAGUAUUGCUGUUGCCCUCUUCACAUCACCAGAGGACAAGUGGCCAAAGAACAGAUUGGCUGCAGAGAUGUAGAUAUGAAAUUUACUAGUUUUUAUUCAUGUGAGCAUUUUGUUGACUUAUACUAGGUUGGCAUUUUUUGAUUCAAAAGGGCUUAGUUUCCACAGCUCUGUUAUGUUGUUUUGUGUUGUAUUCUUCUAAUGUGAAGUCACUGUAGAAGCCUUUCUUCAAUGCAUUUAUUGAAGACAAAUGGCCUUCUGUGUUGUAUGUAACUAGAUACCGCAAUGAUGUCAGAAGAGUGCUUCUCUCUUCUAUGUAGAUAAAUAUGCUGUACACUAGGAUUAAAUUGUAUUUGAAGGCCUAUCCUUCUUUUACGUAAGAAGAAAUAAAAUCACAAUUUCAAUAUUUGUUCUCA
Molecule: messenger RNA, 1183 nt
Organism: Elaeis guineensis (African oil palm)
Lineage: Eukaryota; Viridiplantae; Streptophyta; Magnoliopsida; Arecales; Arecaceae
Source: RefSeq, a predicted model, not a curated record